Colletotrichum karsti is the source of this 789-nucleotide messenger RNA. RefSeq lists its product as uncharacterized. The coding region runs from base 1 to 789 and encodes 262 amino acids. Gene Ontology annotation, biological process: regulation of DNA-templated transcription. The transcript has 3 exons. Gene Ontology annotation, molecular function: DNA binding. The record is from RefSeq and is a predicted model, not a curated record. Lineage: Eukaryota; Fungi; Ascomycota; Sordariomycetes; Glomerellales; Glomerellaceae.
AUGAUGGACAACGCCGCGAGCAUUCCGGACACCACCGACCCGUCGGUAGAUGACCCCGCCGCUAUGCCCUCGCCCACCCGCAAGGUCACCGGCAUCACCUCCCAUCGCCGCAUCGAACCCCCCUCGCACGAAAAGAUCGACCGCUUCGAGCUCAAACUCUCCCUCGCAGACGGCACCACCGAGUGGGAACCCGAGUCCAAGAAGUCAGGCGGCCGCGCCCGGAGCAUGAAGUACCCCAAGACCUGGGACGUCCACCACGCAGAGGCCUGCCGCGGAAAGAUCUUCAAGUCCGGGCCCAGGAAGGAUUACUUCGUCGUCGAGCUGCAGGUCACUUACGUCGGUAAGCCUGGGACCGAGUGGGUGGAAGAGAGCACGGUACCCUCGAACGCGUAUAAGGCCUUGCGGGAGGAGAUUAAGGAGCAGCAUGGGAAGUCUUGGUCGGAGUGGCAUCUGCACCUGAUGGGUGCUGCGAACUGGGAGAACGAGCGGGCGUCGCGAAGCCCGGUUACGGCUGGGAAGCGAGGACGCGGCCGCCCUCGUAAGGACAAGGUCGCGAUUGAUAUCACGCCCCGUUCCGUCAAGGCUAUCGCUGCGCGCUCUCCCCGUACACCUGCAGCUCCGAAGACUCCUAGACCCUUGCGGUCCACCGACGAAGCCUCGACUCCCUCGAAGCGCAAGAGACCCUCGGAGAGCGAUGAUGACGAGGACUACUCUCCACCCCAACCGAAGAAGCGGACUGUCGGAGACGUUUACAAAGGACCAAGCCGAAGGUCUCAGGGCAAGCCAUGA